AUGCUGUCUGGAAAAAUGAAAAAAAAAUUAAAAGAAAUGAUGCGGCUAGUGAGAAAAGAGGUCGAGCGAGAGUGUACACAUUUAUGCUCCAAGAAGAAUCCCAGUUGUUUGAGAAAGACAGACAAAGGACUGGAUUUUUCUAUGGAGAAACUCUGUUCAGAGGUAGAGGACAGGGCACCAAUGCUACACACCGUUUUGUCAGCUGCUGCUAUCAAUAGAAGAAGUAGAACUGAAACUGUAACUCAAGCUGCUAGAUUUGGUGCUGUUGGGAUGGCUGCUGCUGUGUGCCUCAGAAACCAAUCGAGAUACAUGACUGCAGUGCAGUUUCUGAUCACUAAUAUCCCACAUCAUUCAAAAUGGCUGGUAUGUACUAAGAUUUUUACUUCUAGCAUGUUUUGCAGCCUGUCACGUUGUUAUAGAUGCUUUGCAUAAUUCCAACUUCCGGUUUCCGGUUGCACGAAAGCGAGGCUUAGGAUGUAUCUUUGACCACGCUGUACUGUGAUAACUGACACAACUAGAAGAUCUGGAAGUACUGAUAGUCUUCUUAGGAUAAACCUAUAUUUUGCAAGCUUAGUGUCAUAUAGAAUUGACGAGCUUAACUUUUGGCUGAAAUGUUGGGGAAAGCAGCGUGCAUUCAAAGGUAAGUCUACAAUGAUCAUGUCUAUCAAUAGUGAAGAAGAAUUUAGACGAGGUAAGGUUUAAACUUGCUGACAAACCGCUCUACUGUUGUUGACUGAUUAAAUACUCAAUGUGAGGCUAAAUUUAGUCCGUAAAAAUUACAUAACAGAUCUGCGUGAGCGUUCUUUAAUUCAUUUAUACCUUUCUUUUCUCAUAAUAUUUACUAUUUUCCAACGUAUUUAAUGUAUAAUGGGACUAAUUUUUUACAGGAAAUUACAAGACCUUCUCCUCAGAUGUGGAGCGUCCUUGGAAUAGAAGUUUGGAUGGUUUGGAUGGCGUUUUUAAAGACUCUGGAAAAACGGCUAAGUUGAAUAAGAAAACUGAACAACUGUUACAUGACAAUUUCCAUGAAGAUCACUUUUUUUUAUGUUCGAGCCAUUUGUGGAGCUAGCUACAGAAAGGAAAAUCACAAACUAUGCUUUACAAUAAAAAGUCAUCUUCAGCUGUUAAAUAUGCUUACUGUACAUGUAGAGCUGGCAAAGGAGGUUGGUGUAAUCAUGUUUAUGCACUAAUGAAGGUCAUUGCCAAAUUUUAUUUGGAAGAAUCGAAGUGCAUCCCUGAGCUUCCACCCUGUACUUUAAAACAUCUGGCUGGACAGUGCCACGAAAGCGGCAACAGAAUAUCUCUAAAUCUUCAGUUGUGGACACCACAGUAAAAAAAAAGCCAGAAUCCAUGGGAGUUGCGUGCAAUUUGCUAGAGCAGAACAUCUGAAACAACUUAAUUUUGAUUCAUUAAGUCAGUGUCAAAUUGAACUGGCAAAGGUUAAUCCCAUGAUCCCUUUUGUGAAUCCCAUCCGCAAGAAAAAAGAUAUUCUUGCAAUUGAUUAUAAGGAAACAAAGUAUGGUAGAUACCCAUCUUUUUCACCACUUUCACAACAAUUACCAAUUUAUGGAGAAAAUUUUCAAGUGUAUUACUCGGUUGACCCAACGAUAGAUCAAGGAACCGUUUGAUUUAAUUCAAGAAUAUCCUUCCUUUCCUCACGAGGAAGUCCCGGUUUACUAUGAAAUUGGUCAACAUCAAUUAAAAGAUGAGGAACUCCUUGUCUUUGAUGAUUUGGAUUUAUCAGAUACAGACUCCUAAUCUUUACAGAGAGACACAAGAGACCAAGCGAAUUCUCCUAUUUGGAUGGAGCAGCAAAAAACAGGGCGACUGCUUCCAAGUUUUAUGAAGUUUACAGUUGGAAGAGAGGGAAAGAAAGGCAUGCAGAAAACUUUGCUUCUGGGGGCUCAACUCCAUCAACAUUUGUGCAAAGAAAAUUGGACCAUGAUAAAAUGUACAAGUCAGUUGCUUGGAGAAUAUACCUUGAGUGUUUUGCUUCACUUGGACAGGAUGUGAAAGUUUUGCCCUGUGGAUUAGUGGUAAAUGUUACUAGUAGAUGGUUAGGCUGCUCACCUGAUGCGAAAUUACUGUUCCCCAAUAAAGUUGGUAUUGGAGAGUCCAAAUGACCGAAUGAUCAAAGAGACAGUGACCUCAUGGAUGUGGCACAGGCCAAUAAAGAUUUUUACUUUGAAGCUGUAGGAAAUAGUUUACAUUUAAACCAAGAACAUCCGUACUAUUUCAAGUUCAAUGUCAGCUGGCAUUAACUAGUCAGCUAUGUUCAAUGACUGUUGUUUAUACACAUAAAAGUCUUUAUAUUGAACGUUUUACUCUUAAUGAACAAUUCUGGAAAGAUGCCCUUACAAAGGUUAACAACAAUUAUUUUUCCUUCAUCUUUCUAAAGAUAGUUGGUAAUUAAGAGUGUGAAAUUAUCUUCAGCAACACCCCUUAGAAUAAGGUCGCAUAAUAGAAUACUGUAUGGAUAAUUAUGUUACUGUCACCAAAAACAAAACAAAAACAGAUUUUAAGAAUGAAACACAUUUUAAGAAUAAUACUAGCCCAUGAACUAUAACUUUUACUGUUAUAAACUUUUACCCUGCAUUUUUUGUUAACACAUUGAUAUUGUUUAGCAAUAAUUACAUUUUGGUUACUGUAGAAAGAUAAAAGUGGUACACUUAAGUCUGACACCUCCACUUAGAUUCCACCACAGUUUGGCGCUCAGGUCAAUAGUGAUUUACUUAUUUUCCAUUUGCCACACAGAAUAAACAUUACAGAAAGAAAAUGAAAGAUAUAUAUAUACUAUUACUAACAUUGCACAAUUUACAGGACAGGAAAAGCUACAAAAAAGAGUUCAAAAUUAAAUGUAAUAUCAAGUGACUUAACUUUUGUAAUAGACAGAGUGGCGAGGAAGCCCAGUGGAAGCUAAAUAGCUUCUAGAAAUUGGGCUCCUCAUACUUGAUUAUGAUUUAAUGUAAGCUGCCAUAUCAUGGUCAGGCGAGUUUGAUUUAUAGCUCUCUCGAUGAGGCAUUUUUUUUAAUGAAGUCUUGAAACUAGCCUGAUUCUCAGACGUCCGAGGUCGUUCGCGGUCCCUUUCGCUUCCCUCCCUCUCCUGUCGGAUAUACUCUGGGCGAAGUCGUGUUCGUGACGUCAGAGUCAUUGUCGAUUUUCACCAAUCAGAGCGCGUGUACCAUAUUUCGAGAAGUGUGGAAUGUAUGGAAUGUAAUUUCCCACACAUCGAGUCAAAUCAAAAUGGCGGAAGAUGUGAAGGUUUCGAUUCAGCCGUGCAAAACGCUUGCCAAGUUUUUGGCAUGGAAACACUGUUCCCCGAGCAGUUCAAAGCGCUCAAAACGUUUGCUUAUGGUACUGACGUCCUUCUAAACUUGCCAACGGGGUUUGGAAAGUCUCUUGUGUUCCAGAUGGCUCCUUUAGUUCAUGCCGAGUUAUCACGAGGCCGCGAUGGAUUUGCAGCGAACCCAGUAAUAAUUAUAAUAUCCCCUUUAGUGAGCCUUACGGAAGAUCAAACAAGUUACUUACGGAAAUGUGGCAUCUCAGCUUGCUCGAUAGGAGAGGAUAAGGUACUUGACAUGAGGACUGAGAAAGGAGAGUGUUGCGUGGUAUUUUCCUCGCCGGAAUCCUUAUUAGGAAAUGGUACGUGGCGAAGCAUGUUAUCUUCUGACGUUUACCAGAAGAAUUUAAUUGGCAUCGUUGUGGACGAAGCACAUUGUAUUAGCCAUUGGUAAGCAAUAUUUUUGCUUUUUUAAUUUGACACCCGAACAACUUUAGGUCUAUCAUUUAUAAUAACCUUAAGCGAGGGAAAAAAUAAUUGUAGCAACGAUAGAACAGUAGUGAGCUUAUCUGAGAGCAAAGUUCUUCACAAUCUUCAACAGAAACAUACAUGGAAAGAAAGAGGGCACUAUCAUUAUUUUUUUUUUUUUUACUUUUACAGGGGAACUUCCAAGAGUAAAGAGGCAAUGGCCUUUAGAAGAUGGUUCUACAAAUUAAGCGAGUUGUGUUCUUUGGUACCAAAUAAAAUUCCGUUCAUGGCUGUAACUGCCACAGCAACAAGACAGACAAAGGAAACGAUAACUUCUGUCCUUCGAUUUGGAAAAUUUGUUGAAGUAUCUGAAAGCCCAAACAAGGCAAAUAUUUGUUACAGUGUCCAAACCAUGGAUAAGCGUAAUCCCCUCAUUCAAUAUUUCCAGUGGAUAAUGAAUGAACUGAAAGAGAAGAGGGGCGGAACAGAAAGAACAAUUAUAUAUUGCCAAACCAUUAAGCAGUGUUCAACAUUGUAUUCCCUCUUUGCACAAGAAAUGGGUGACUCCAUAUUUACCAAUGACAACAAAGAUCCCAGAAAUCGUGUAGUUGAAAUGCUGCAUGCCCUUUCUUCAAAGUCAAUCAAAGAGGUUGUUUUAGAAGAAAUGGGACAGGAAACUGGCUGCAUUCGAGUACUCAUCUGUACAAUAGCCUUCGGCAUGGGAGUUAACUGUAAAGGGGUCGAAAGAAUAAUCCACUUGGGGCCGUCAAAGUCUGUGGAGGCCUACAUUCAGGAGAGUGGAAGGGCAGGUAGGGAUGGAAGCCCGAGUAAAGCCCUUCAGCUAUACCAGCCACUGAUGCUUCUUCAUGUUGAAAAAGACAUGAAAGACUCUGUUAAAGGCAAAUAUACCUGCAGACGUGCAUUUCUAAUGGGCCAUUUUGAUCAAAAGGGUGGAAAGCCUCAAAGUGACACUCAAAGUGAUUUUGUUUGCUGUGACCUUUGUUCUAAGGAUGAAAAUUUGAAAGUUCCUAUUUCAGCACCUGCCCCUUAUGCUGGAAAGACACGUACAGUUUCCACUUCACAGAAAGCCACUUUGAAAGGAAAGCUCAUAAGAUUAAGGAAAUCACUUUUGGUGGAGCUGUUACAUCAAUCUCCGAAAGGAGGAUUACCAGUUGCAUCUGUUCCUGAAUUGUUAAUUGGGUUCUCAGACUCUCAGAUUGCUCAAGUUUUGGAAAACUGUGACAAGAUAUUCAGCAUUUCUGACAUCAAGGCAAAUGUUGAAAUCUGGAAAGAAAGGCAUGCAUAUGCAAUUAUGGACACUUUGGCAGAGGUCUUCCAAGAUUUAAGUCACGAUGCAGGGCAAGCAUAUGACUGUCAAAAUUACUUUGAUGGAGAUGAUGAAGAAGAUGAUGACUGGGAUGCAUUGUUCGAUGAUGUGGAGUUAAUGGAUGUGGACUGGGACAACUUCUCUGCUAGUAACAUAUUAUAUGAUGAUUCCACCUUUGUAGAGGAAAGUCAAGAUUUUGAAAGCAGUGAUAUGCAUAUUCCCGAACUGGAUGAUCUGAUUGACAAAGUUCAAAUAGAGUGAAUUAACAUUUCUAGUAAGUUAAGCUUGUUCUUGAUAUGUGGUGUUCUAUUUUGCCAACUAUUGUCACAAACUUAGACAUCUCUCUUCUUAGGCUGUUUAUCUCUUUAGAUGAAAAUUUACCUUUGUUUGUUCAUUGGGUUAUGUAAAUUAUAAAGUAAUAAGUACAUUUGUACUCGUGGUGUUUUAUCAUACCUAUUUGACUUUAAUUUGAUAAAGUAAAACCCUUUAACUUACAGAACCUGCAUUUCCCUAGUUACACUGUAGCCUAAACAGGUUCUUACAUAAAUGGUAAUUUAGCACAAAUUUAGGGUAUUAAGGUUCUUAUUUUCUGAAGGAAAAAAUACAUUGUUAGCUAAAAGUAUUAAUUCUUGUUUCAUUGAACAAUGCAAACAGAUCUUUGUAGAGAGGGGGCCUACAUGUAACUGGCAAAUUUUAGCCUAACAGGUGCUUAAAAACCAGUUUCUCAGUUGCAGGUUUUUACUGUUUGGUACUCUUUAUACCAUAUAAUGUAGAAAGUAAAAGAAGGAUGAAAUGAGAUGAGGAGUUAAUCUAUCACAAAUUAAUUGUAGUUUAAAAUUUUAGAAAACAAUGUUCAUUAUGCGCCAAUAAAUUUAUGCUACAAGUCAAGUCUAUCUUGCUUUUCUUGCAAGGUCAAUGUUUUUCUUGUGCUUAUUAAUCCACUGAUAUAAAUUGGACAUGUCCAGCCUUGACAAUGGGUCUCUGACAAAGUUUGAAAAGUGCUUGUAAUGUCUUCCUGGAGUGCGGCAAAACACAGACUCUUCGAUAAGUGAAUUCACAACAGCUCUUAGAUCUUUUGAGUAGUCAGCUGAAACAUGCUUGCCUGACCUUUGCUUGACAAGAAUUUCUCUGUCCAUGCAAGAAAGCAUUUGUUUGGACUUUUGCUGUCCAUUUGAAAUUCUCCUUACUGCAUCCUCUGUAACAUUUGGCCCAAGAUUUUUGAUAGGUUGUUUUAGAUCAUUAUUGUCAUGUUCCAAGUCAAGAUCAAUAGCAACAUUUUUCCCUGGCCCCCCUUUGUUGUUAACUGUACGAUUCCAUACCAAGCUGUGGGCCUCAGCUGGGGGAAGGAGAGAAUAUACCUGCAAAAGCAGGUAAAGAGCUUCUAGUGCAUACUUUGUAGUAGAUUUGUCUUCUUUGAAAUGCAGCAGAAAGAACUUCCAGCAUCUAAUUGAUCUGUCACCAUCUCCCUCUGAUGUUGAAUCAAGAAAGUUCAAAAACAAGAGUCCUUGAGCUAACAGUGAGCAGUUAUAAUUAAAAACAUCAUCAUCAUCAUCUAAAUCACUCAAUGAACCUUUCUUGGGAUAAUUAGAGGAUAGCACAGGCUUUUCAGGGAUUACAGGGGGAGGAUCAUGGGUAAGUUCAUGGUCUCUCCUCCUUUUGCCAUCAUAUUUAAAUGAGUUAUUACAUCCUGGGCUUCGGCAGGGGAAUCUUCCAUCAGUAGUCAGCUCUUGAUUAUUAACAGCAUCAUUCUUUUCCUGUUCAGAAAGUAUUCCAUCUAAGAAGCUAUUUAGGGAGUGCUGAUCUAUAACAAAUUGAUCUACAAUUUGGCCAGACAGUUUCAUUAAGUAAUGUUUUUUCUCCUGGUCAUUACCACUUCUUGCAGCAACAGGUGAUAGAUUGUGUGUCGGCUGAUCACUGAUCUUUUUCAUGCCGAGCACCAACAUUGCUGCCGCAAUGAUACGUGCUUUUAUUUCAAGGAUGGCAAAUGCUUUGCAGUGCACCCAGUUGCUGUGCACAUCAGCUGUCACAUUCCGUCGGUUAAUCAAAUUGCGAUCAGCAAAAAGAGUCCCUUUGUCUGUGUCAGAAAUGGUUGAAUAGUGCCUCUUAAAAAAUACCUAGAACAAAGAAAAUUAAAUUUUGGUUGCAUUGCAUAUGUUGUAGUUAAUUUUUUAUCUCAGGUAAUUUUUCUUUUUCUUUUGUUUUUGGGUAUGGUAAUGUAUGCUAAUGGAAUUGAAACAAAAGAAAAAUCAAAUCUACCUGAGAUAAAAAAUUAACUACAACACAUACAAUGUACAUAACUCUGAUAAUCCAUUAAUUUUAAUUUGAUCAAGUUGUCCUUUCAUUGUCAUUACCUCUCAUGUUGUAUGCAUGUAUGAGUGUAUUAUUAUUAUUGGUAGUAGUAGUAGUUGCAGUGUUAGUAUCAAUAUUAUUAUUAUCAUUGCUAUAAUAAGUAUUCCUAUUGAUAAUGUUAUUGUUGGUAUUAGUAUUAUUGUUAGUAGACUGUAAUAUUGGCAAGAUUGUAGGCUCUUUUUUUGUAGACUGAUUCUCAGACACCUGAGGUUGAUCACUGCGUAGAGGGAGAGAAAGAAAGGGGCUGCAAUUGACGUUGGAUGUCUAAGAAUCAGGCUAAUUUUUAUGAGAUUUGACAGUAGAUAGACAAACUCCAGGACUUGGUUGUAUCUACGUGUAAAACUUUACUGCAUCCUCACAUUUCAUGUUUCCAUCUACUUCUGAAAAAGAUUAGGCGAUAAAAACGUUGAGUACAGAUUUUUUUUUUGUAUUAUUGACCAUAAUGGUAUGAAAUCUUCUGAAGAUGGUUUGAACUUUCUGCCCCUGGAAGUGAAAACUUAAUGAGGUGCGGACAGCAUUUUCAAAGACAUGUACAAGUUAAGCUUUAAGAAAUACUGCAUUUCCUUACGUUCAAGAAAGUAACAGCAGUAUGCCAGUCAGCAAUUUCCAUGUGGAUGCCCUCUAAUUUUUCUUCUGGAGUGUAAGAAUUCUGGACAGCCUGAAUGACAUUCACACCACGUUCAACAGUGAGCUGGUCCCCAACAAUGGGAAUGCUUCUACGCAAAGUUUGGUCAGCAUUUUCCAAGUUUGGGGAGUAACUUCUUAUUUGUUUUAGGAUGUCAAGCAUUUCCUCUGAUUUAUUUUCACUUUUAAAAAUAACACCCAAAAGAACCUUGUGGAAAUAAAAAUAAGAAUAAGAUUACAUUUUAAAAAUUCUUGCAAUUAUUCCAUCUUUUUUGUUGAUUACUCAAGGCUUAUGGAUAAUUACCUUCUCAGUUUUCUUUGCCAUUUCUUUGCUGAAUUGAUGUGGUAUAUGCUUUACACAAACAGAUUGUAGAAACUCCAAACAGGGAUGAUGCUCAACAAGUACACGCGAAACCAGAUAGGUAAAAUCCCUUCUCAACAUUUCGUGAUCAGCUGCACUUGGAAGAAGCUGGCAAUUAUCUAGCUGUGAUAACUCUAGCUGCCCCCUCUUCCUGCUUCCAAGUGUAACACGGUUUUUAAUAGCAGAAUGGUUAACUCAAUGAAUGUCUUUGUUUUCUCGAUCAGAAGUCAUGUCACGGGUUGCGAUUCUGAGAUCAAUAUUGUCAAGCACAAUUUUGAAAGUGCCAUCCGUGUGUUCAUGUUUAAAUUCCUCUGGAUUGGAAAUCACUUUAGCGUGAAGGUGUUGCAGUUCUUUAAGUUUUUCAUCAAACUUAUUGCCAUAGGAGUCAAGUUUCUUCAAAGAGGUCUGACUUGAUACUGAGAGCUUCAUUGAGUUUAAUCGCUGAACCAGCUUCUACAGGACAUAAACAAUGCAAAAAAAUUCAUAUUUAAAACUAAAACCUGUAUAUACAUAUUAUGACGUUGUUCUAUUUCCAUGUGGCUGUAAUUUUUUUUUCAAACCAGUUUGAUUUCAUUUCCUUUAUUUCAAAAUGAGACAAAAAAGGCAAAAGUAAAUUGGUUUGAACAACAUUUAAACCACACUAAUGGUAAAUAACAGAUAUAUUUGGCUCUGAUAAAUGAAACCAUGUGAGGUAUCAGGAAAAUUUUCUACUAGUUUGUUAGUUAAUAAUACAUCAUAGAAAUAAGGCAACUAUGGCAAUUCUCCAGGUCACUGCAUGGCAUGACAACUGCGAUGCAGCCUUGAUAAGCUACUUUGGCUAUUAGGAAGAUUAUUUUUUACUUAUAACAUCAAUGAUAGCCUCUGAUUGUCUGGAAUUGGAUGUAUAAAAAAAAAAAACAAAGUUACAUUAAUUUCAUAUGCAAACCUGUGUUGCACUUUGCCUGACCAUGAGAGAUAAGUGAUGCUGUUGCAUUCAUGUGCAUAUUGCGAUUCUUUAAAAGGGUGGACCCAGCUACUGCCAUGGCAGGUGUCCAGUCACAACCUUUCUCCUUGACUGUUGCACAUGUUGUGAGAAAGGAGUAAAAAAGGGGUGCUCUCUGUUUCCAUUCUUCACAGAGUUUUUGAAAAGAAAAGUUCUCCAUUUCAUCUGGUCCACUCUUGCGAAGCACAGAUGGCUUUUUUCUGGAACAUAGGUCAUUGCAUUCUUUGCCCAGGGCUUGUAAGGUUUUCUUUAUUAGGAAGGUUUUUAGUGAAGAGCAACGAAAUGCAGCAUCUGCAAUCUGUUUAUAAGUACCUCGUCUUGCUAAGGCUUUUCCUAGGGUCUGAAGAUCUGCACCCAAGGUUGCCUUGAAUUCCCUUGCACAUCCUGGAUAGUUCAAGGUGACCUUGAUAUGAAAAGUAUUUGUUGAACAUGAGCACUCUGUACAAAACUGUUUUGUGUUUUACAAACUCAUUAUGUACUCACACUUGACAAAAAACAAUUAGCUUAAAAUAUAAUACUUAAGGAGCAGCAUUUCAUAUCCACUUUAUGUCAAAAUAUAAAAAUGUUCAAACCAUUAUUUUAUAAAUUCCUUUUCAAGCAAUGAACCAUUAUCGAAUGGAGUAAAACACGCAUGUUAGAACCUACUGCUGGCAGAAAUUAGCCAUUUUAAUGAUCAACAAUAUAAAAACUUGUUUAUCCAAGCUAUAUCAAGUAGGUUCUUUGGUUACCAUUAAUAAGCAAUAAUAAAUAAUCAAGUCACAAAAGUUUGACUUUGAGAUUAGAAAUUUAUAUUACGAGAAAGUACUGUGCCAAACUGAAAAUACAAAUUAAAGUAUUACUGUAAUUUCUACAACCAAAAGAGAAAUUUCCACACCUGCACACAAGGGUCUUUAUCUAAGUUAGUUUUGGGCACUGUUUCCCUAUUUGCUGCACCGCGUUUGUCCGGUAGUAGCUGCUGGGAUGUGCUAAGUUGACUUGCUGGUAAGAAGAAAUUCCUCCCGAUGUUUACACAAGCUGGAAAUGCUCGCACCACCACGGGAACACUUGAAUGCCUUACUGCUGUAUAUCCAACCAUCGAAACUGUGGGAGGUGGCCCUGUUAGACUUUUAACCGCCGUUAGUGGCGACGGAAAUCUCGUUUGAUGUUGAGGUAGAUUUGAAGGUGCAAAUAGAGCUUUCUUCACUGGCUUUGCUUCCAGCGUUCUCGCGACAGGUAAGUCCUGAGCUUGAUCUUGACUCAAUCCCCGCUUUAUGCGAACCACGGUAUUUUUAGACAUUUCUGCCCUCAACUCGUCUUCGAGACUUUUGAGAUUCGACAUCAUCUUUUCGAUCUUUUUCAACUUUGGGUAACAUUUUCUUUUGCAAACGUAUUGCAAGUCCUCGUUCGAAGACUGUAAUUCACCGCCUAAAAUCUUGCAAAGAGUCCCUCGCAAAUCCCACUGCGAGCGCCCAAAAACCGCUAUUCUGUCGCUUGUUUCAAGAACUUCAGUGCAGAUCAAGCACUUAAUCAAGUUCGUCUGGGAUAAGACGGCUUUUUUCGGCGUAGAAGUUAGAAACAUAGCUAAGAAAUCUUCGCUUUCCAAAAAUCUGAUCGAGGAAAAACCCGCGGAAAAUUGAUUUGUUUACUUUUCCAUGCUUCAUUUCUCACACGUGUUGUGACUGGCUUUUCAUAUACAAAAGGGGCUCUGACGUCACGAACACGACUUCGCACAGAGUAUAUCAGACGGGAGAGGGAGGGAAGCGAAAGGGACCGCGAACAACCUCGGACGUCUGAGAAUCAGGCUAUCUUGAAACUAGAGUAACUUGUCAGUUCUGUAAGAUUAUGGGGAAGGGAGUUCCAUAGAUGGAGGAUUGUGAACUGUUUAAUGUUUGUUCUACAGAAAUAAGGUCGGUAGUUAUUAGCAUUUCGAGUAUUAUAGGUGUGUACUUGGCGAUUAGUAACAAAUGUUGUGUUAAACGUACGAGGAAGGAGGUUAUUAUGAUGUGAGUACAUAAAACAUGCAACAAAGAACGCAUUAAAGUUAAAAAUGUCAAGGAAUUUAAUAGUCCGAAAAAGAGGUCCAGUAUGGGCAAGAUAUUCAGCUCCACAAAUGAUUCUGACGAUGCGUUUAUGUAGGUAGAGAAUCCUAUUCAAAUUGGGUGGAUACGUUGAGCACCAUGCAAUGUUACAAUAGUAAUGUUAUGGGUAAACCAAUGUAUAGCAUAAGGAUGAGAACGGUUCUCCGGUUGAGAACAUACUGAAGUAAACUGGACAAGCUGUGUCCUGUUUGUCAAAUAGCUAGAGACCCAAUUAAAAGAAUGCCCACUAAUACCGUAGUGAUCGAGCUUAUUGAGCAAAAUAUGAUGAUCAGUAGUGUCAAAAGCUUUUGAAAUGUCCACGAAAACUCCAGCAGUCGACUCUGUUAUCCAUGGCAGAGACAAUAUUAUUAACCAACUGAAUCAAUGCCAUACAUGUAGAAUGAUUUCUACAAAAUCCAAAUCCGAUUCAUGCAGAUAUGAUUGGAUAGUGAAACAAUGUCAACAGAGCUGCAACUGUCCACAACUGAUUAAUAGAUCCAUGCAGAGACAGUGGAAUUGUUCUGCCUAAAAGUCGAAACUUUUUCACCUUAUUGAUAAAACGUUUCACAUGUAUUCUGUUGGCGGCUAUUUUCUGGUUAAUAACAGUUUCCUUAGCUUCAAAUUGAUUCCUGGAUAGAAGAAAAAUUGGCAAGUUAAGCCUCACCCCAAUUUUGUCAGUAACAUCUCUUAUGUUAAAUCCUUUAUCCGUCAUUAUUUCAUCACCAUCAUCAAACAUGUUUGGGUGAAGAAGACCACUUCUUUCCACUAUCUCUCGGUCAGAUAAACACCCAUAAUAAAGCUGGGAAACAAGAGACACUUCUAGCAGGAGUAAUUCCUACAACGGCAUAAUAGGUCUCCCUAACCAUAUAGUCAGAAUACAUGUUCCCUUUUAGUUCUACUGAUGUGGGAGCUUCACAGUAGAACUCAGAAGUCGGAAUUAUGCAAAGCGUCUAUCACCACUUUUUAAUUUAUUUAUCAUGUAUGGAUCAGGACUAGCUGUAUUCUUACGACAUGCAUAAUCAACAUACCGUAAAAUUCCGAAAAUAAGCCCCGAGGCUUAUAUUUUUCAAAGGCCCUUUUUGAGGGGCUUAUAUUCCGAGAAGAAAUUUGUGUUUCAAAAUCGAUUGGACUAGCCUUAUAGUUAAAAGGAAAUUGACCGCUUUUGCUUUAUUUUAGUUUGUAUUUGAGGGCAAUUUCCAAAUACAAGCCCUCGGGGGGCUCAUAUUCGGAGGGGCGAUUUAACGGAGGGUUUUUUGCAUUACGAGGGGGGCUUAUAUUUGGAGGGGCUUAUUUUAGGAAUUUUACGGUAGUUGUCAUUUUUUUGCUAAAAUUUUUACCUAAUUAAAGAAAUAUUUCUGUCCAGGCCUUAUCGCGUUAAAUUUAAUUGCUAUGUAUUACAACUAUAUGCAAUGAGUACAAAACAAAUUAUCUGCAAGGUCUGUCUAUGAAAUCUCAUCAUAAGUGUUGUCCUUCAGCAUGAUUAAAAAUAAAACUAUCAUUCUUUUGAGGGCGUUAAACUUCUUGUUAGCAAAUGGAUAAAUAGAUCCAAGCUUUCACCAAUUGACAGUGUUCAUUGGUGAAAGUUUGGAUCUCAAUUUUGUUUUUUAAACAGUAGGGCCACACUAUAAAUGAUUUUUUUCCUUCUGCUCAUGUGGUUUGGGUAAAAACUAUCUAUGUGAUAGCAAACGAUAGUAUACAUUGUGUUCAACAGGAUUCAUUAGCAAGGCUGAGUACUCUGAGGAUUACAACUAGCCAUACCUACCUGUGA
Molecule: messenger RNA, 13216 nt
Organism: Porites evermanni
Lineage: Eukaryota; Metazoa; Cnidaria; Anthozoa; Scleractinia; Poritidae
Source: the annotation of a GenBank genome assembly